Molecule: messenger RNA, 2332 nt
Organism: Annulohypoxylon maeteangense
Lineage: Eukaryota; Fungi; Ascomycota; Sordariomycetes; Xylariales; Hypoxylaceae
Product: general substrate transporter
Exons: 3
Coding region: 524-2128 (534 amino acids)
Biological process (GO): transmembrane transport; carbohydrate transport
Cellular component (GO): membrane
Molecular function (GO): carbohydrate:proton symporter activity
Source: RefSeq, a predicted model, not a curated record
CGCGGAUUUGAUCCCAAUCUUCCUGGCUUUUUUAACGUAAUUUCCUGAGGUUAAUAGCUCAAUUUCGAUAGCUCAAAGCCUCUUCUUCAGUUUAUCCCAGGCAGAGUAUAAAUCUAUCGGAUUUGUACCUACAUGCCCCAAUAUGUACACAUUUAGCGGGGUAUGGAUUGGAACCUCCCGUUUCGCUACCCAGCUUCCUAGGCUUCUUUAACUAGGUACCUAGUGCCUAUCUAGGCACAAGAUUAUUACGCGAUGUCACUUCACAGCUACGACGAUCAGAUUUCAGGUACGGUAAUAACUCCGCAUUUUGCGAAGUAUGUGUGGAUCGUUUCCCCAGAUUCUUCCAUUAGCAGUUAACUUGCGUAAAAUUUUGCGUACACUAUGCAUCUAGACCCCUGGCUAAGGACCUUUGACCAAGUUUUUCUAUAUUUGGAGGCAAUGAUGGGUUGUGUAUCCUAUCUUCAACUAUUCUUCUCUGGUUUGGGGUCGUCGAAGAAGCUUCACGAUAUUCCAAUUCUCAGCAAUGGCUUCUCGAUUAGUCAUUCACGAUGACUCAGCCUUCCCGGCUCCGAAUGAGGUGUACAAUUGGAAGAUAUACAUCUUGGCCAUAUGUGCCUCGAUGGGAUCAGCAAUGUUCGGUUAUGACUCCGGCUUCAUAGGCGGAGCAAUCACGUUGCCCUCCUUUGUGUCGAGGUUCGGACUGGGUACUUCUUCGUCAGAGCAAUCGGCCGCACUGUCCGCCAACAUCAUCAGCACUUUUCAAGCGGGAUGUUUCUUUGGUGCUAUUUUCAUGUCCUUCCUGGCUGAAAAGUAUGGCCGCAAAUUUCCCCUCAUCGCCUGUGGGGUUGUCUUCAAUGUUGGAACUAUUGUCCAAGUGGCCUCUACCGGCUCUCUUGGCAUGAUAUACGCCGGUCGAGCUCUGACAGGACUUGGUGUCGGGGCAGCAACUCUUGUUGUUCCGCAGUAUAUAUCUGAAUGUUCGCCCCCCGCGAUUCGAGGCCGCCUCGUAGGCAUCUUCGAGACCUCCGUACAGUUUUCUCAAAUUAUAGGAUUCUGGAUAAACUACGGCGUCAAUGAGAACAUAUCCAGCACGUCGGAUACGCAGUGGAGAAUCCCUUUCGCGCUGCAGCUUGCUCCAGGAACUUUGCUUAUCGUGCUCAUGCUUCUCCAACCCGAGUCACCGCGUUGGCUCAUUAAGACUGGAGAUACGGAUAAAGCAAUAAGAGUCCUUGGCCAGAUACGCUGUUUAACACAGGAUGACGGAUAUAUCGCCUGGGAAGUUGGUGCUAUCAAGCAGCAGCUUCAUGACGAAUCUGAGUUAGGCGCAACUCGUCCACUAGGUGCUAAGUUGAAAGAGAUCCUACAGAGGGGUAAUCGCAUACGACUAAUAUUAGGAAUGAGCAUCAUGAUGUUGCAGAAUUUGAGCGGAAUCAAUGCACUUAAUUAUUAUUCCCCGAAGAUUUUUAAAUCAAUCGGCUUUUCGGGAACCAGUGUCGGUCUUUUAGCUACGGGAGUCUUCGGCAUUGUCAAGGCUAUGACGACCUUGAUAUUCAUGUGUUUCGGGAUCGAUACCUUAGGACGCCGGAAACCCCUUCUGAUUGGAUCUAUUGGCGCAAUAAUUGCCAUGUUCUACCUCGGCGCGUACUCGAAAGUGUCAGGUUCUUUCCAGCACACUGUUGUGCAAGAUGGUGGUGCCUACGUCGCGAUCGUUAUGAUCUAUAUAUUCGCCGUGUUCUAUGCUUUAUCUUGGAAUGGUAUCCCUUGGGUAUUCUGCGCUGAGAUUUUCCCAACGGGGAUCCGAUCCUUGUGUCUUCUCUUCACUACUUGUACGCAAUGGCUAGGCCAAUUCAUCAUUGUGUACUCUACUCCGUACAUGAUGACGAAUAUAACCUAUGGAACCUUCUUUUUCUUUGGAAGUUUUUUGGUUGUUGGCGCUUUGGUGAUUUUCUUCUUUAUGCCGGAGACGAAAGGACUUUCUCUGGAGGAGAUGAGCGUCUUAUUCAAUGUUAAAGGGCUCGCUAUCACCCAGCGGAAGAAAGCCGACGAAAUAAUUGCAUCGCAGCGGGUUGCGGAGAAUGUUGCCGAUCUGAAGGAUGAGACGGAAUAUUCUAAUGUCGAGGGAGUUUAGGUUGAUCGUUACCUACUUACCGUAGGUAUUAGGCAGGUAGCUUUCUGUCAUGGAACAUUAUUCCGCAAGGCAUGAUCAAGGCAUGAUCAAGGCAUGAUCGAUGAAUAUGGAAUAGUGUUGCAAAAUUCAUCGGUGAAGAGAGUUAUUCCCUGGCAUUAUUCCCUACGACCGUUAAAAUACAAGUAAACUAUGCGUUUACCUAAA